AGUUUCAGUCAGGACUUCCAUCGUGCUGCACCCACAUCUGGCUGAAUUCGGUCACCCCAUUUAGUGGGUGAGAAUUUCUUUGUGUUUUGUCCAAAUGUACUUUCCCCGCACAUUAGAGUAACUUUCCCUUUGGGCAUCCCUGCACUUCCGCGGAAGGACUUUCAAGGCUAAGCUGUGUUUAGUGCUUCGAGUGCAUCGAGCCAGGAAAUUAACACACAUCCCCCACACCCAUAAUUUCGCAAUCAAUAAAUCAACUUUCCCGAAAGUUGUCGUUGAGCAUUUUGUGCAAAUUCCAUCUCGCUUCUUCCGGACUUUUCCACAAAGUGUGGGUGACGGUGCUCUAAUAGAGAGGUUUGAGGUGUCACCCCCCACACAAAGAGAUUUGAGACAAUAAUGGAUUCUGAACGACGAAAUACCGCCACGGAGUUCAGCUAUAUGCUCCAUCGUCAGGGUUCAGAUGACUCUGCCGAAGUGCAUGCUUUUGAUGACAUCAAAUCUCUGAUAAAGAAUGAUGCAGGAGCAAAAUCCGACUCCCUAUCAUCCUUGCCGCAGGCUGCAUUUAACUACAUCAACUCAAUUGUGGGAAGUGGUGUUAUUGGGAUUCCAUAUGCAUUCCACAAAGCCGGAUUUGGACUUGGUCUCAUGCUACUCAUCCUCGUUGCCUACGUAACAGACUACUCUCUCAUCCUCAUGGUGCGCUGUGGCCAUAUGUGUGGACGAUUUAGCUAUCCUGGAAUUAUGGAGGCAGCAUACGGCAAGUGGGGCUACUACCUUCUCUCAAUUCUUCAAUUCACCUACCCCUUCCUCGCCAUGAUCUCGUACAAUGUCGUUGUGGGUGAUACACUGAGCAAGGUCCUGGUACGCUUCAUGCCAACCUGGGGAGCAUCAAUGGGUGCUGUUCGGGCAGCGGUAGUCUUUGUCGUUACCAUCGGUAUUAUUGCUCCCCUUUGUCUCUACAAAAAUGUCUCCCGUCUUGCAAGGGCGAGCUUCCUGAGUCUCGUAUGUGUUGUCUUCAUCCUCUUUGCUGUUGUUUGCAAGCUCAUUUCCGGCGAAUAUAAUGUCGUGUCAGGCACACAGAACUCCUGGGAAUUUGCAAAUGCCGACAUUGUUCCUGCCACGGGUGUCAUGGCUUUCGCAUUUAUGUGCCACCACAACACCUUCAUCAUCUACCAAUCGAUGAGGAAUGCAAGUCUGGAUCGAUGGGAGAGAGUCACGCAUAUUUCAUUGGCUUUUGCAUGGAGUGUUGCUGCUCUAUUCGGCAUUGCUGGCUACUCUAUGUUCCGAUCACUCUCUCAGGGUGAUUUACUGGAAAAUUUUUGCUGGACCGAUGACCUCAUGAACUUCUGUAGGGUUCUCUUUUCCUUCUCCAUCCUCCUCACGUUCCCCUUUGAGUGCUUUGUGUCACGAGAAAUUGUAAAGACGCAACUUCAGCGUUUUAUUACGUCGGAACUACCGGAAUUGGACAAGGAGAAGGAUCCAAGUCAGCAGACGGAAGACAAUGAUCGCCAUUCUAUGAUCAUCACACUCAGCAUCCUCUUUUUGGCGUUCAUAAUUUCACCCAUGACCGAUUGUCUGGGUUCCGUAUUGGAACUCAAUGGUAUCUUGGCAGCUAUUCCACUGGCAUACGUCCUCCCAGGACUUGCAUUCAUUCAGCUAGAGCCACAUUCUCUCUACAGUCGCGAAAAACUCCCAGCAGUGGCUCUUGUGACCUUUGGGGUCAUCUUCACAAUAGCUGGAGUUGCUGUACUUAUUCCAGAUAUCAGCAAUAAUGACUGUAAAUCCGACAUUGUUAUGAGUUACUGCAAAAAUGAAUCACAAACCGUGGAAAAUACAACCAUGUCCACCAAUUUUUAAAUCACAAAAAAAGCCAAAGAAAAAACGAAUGGAUUUUUAGGGAAUUGGAAAAUUUUAUCAAAAAAAAUGGCACUAAAAAAAGCUUUAAAGCAGUGUUUGCAAUAGAACGAAAAUUCUUCUUCUAUUUUUUUUUUAAUUACAAAACUGACAAAACUACAGGUAGUUUUAUAAACAAAAAAAAUAUAUAACAAUCUUCUCACCUACCCCACUUUGGACACACUUUUUUGCCAAAAAAUUUCUAUAUACAACACAAGCAUAUGGAUGGAAAUUUCUUUACGCCAAUGUUAAAAGAAAUCAAAAAUGAAAAAAAAAAUAUUGAAAAUUGACUUGAUGGAGAUAAUUUUUGACCAAAGAAAA
Lutzomyia longipalpis is the source of this 2211-nucleotide messenger RNA. Its product is annotated as putative sodium-coupled neutral amino acid transporter 11. Gene Ontology annotation, biological process: amino acid transmembrane transport. The coding region runs from base 394 to 1854 and encodes 486 amino acids. The record is from RefSeq and is a predicted model, not a curated record. The transcript is spliced from 7 exons. Gene Ontology annotation, molecular function: amino acid transmembrane transporter activity. NCBI's taxonomy places the organism in Eukaryota, Metazoa, Arthropoda, Insecta, Diptera, Psychodidae.